This is a messenger RNA of Beta vulgaris subsp. vulgaris (sugar beet), 2339 nucleotides long. Its product is annotated as protein DETOXIFICATION 53. The transcript is spliced from 3 exons. Gene Ontology annotation, cellular component: membrane. Gene Ontology annotation, molecular function: antiporter activity; xenobiotic transmembrane transporter activity. Bases 332 to 1879 code for a protein of 515 amino acids. Lineage: Eukaryota; Viridiplantae; Streptophyta; Magnoliopsida; Caryophyllales; Amaranthaceae. The record is from RefSeq and is a predicted model, not a curated record. Gene Ontology annotation, biological process: xenobiotic detoxification by transmembrane export across the plasma membrane.
AGCACUUCAACUGUUUGUCCCCUAAACAUUUUUCAUACAACUUCAAUGCAGGUAGUAUAAAAAGACAGCUUUCCCCUAUAUCUUUCUCUUACCAAAGUUACCAACUUCUCUCAUUCUAUCUCCAUAAAUCUCUGCUAUAUCUCUUAAUGAGCUGAAAAACAUAGCAAAACUUCAACAAGUUUACAACAUUUAUAUUUUAUACCACCUUUUUUUCAGCUCAUAACAUACAAAGAAAGGUUCUCCAUUAUCAACCUUAAACGACGACAACGACGACGACGACGACGACAACAACAACAACAAUAAGGUCUAGUAGUAUUAAUCACGCAAAGCUAUGUGCCCAGCAAAUGAAUCUGGAACGAUUAUUAUUGAUAGUGAUCAGUUGAUCCAAAGUGCUCUACAUGAAAAAGAAGAAUGUAUCAAUCUUAGUAGUAAUACUAACAACAAUAAUGAAAGACUUUUUCAUGGCAUCCUUCAUAGAAUCCCAAUAAAUGAGUUUGCAGAGGAUCUAAGAUCACUUGGGAAGAUUGUAUGUCCAAUAACAACAAUGACAUUGUUACUUCACUCAAAAUCAGUAAUCUCCAUGCUAUUCUUAGGCCAUCUAGGAGAUGCACCACUAGCAGGAGGAGCUCUAGCAAUCAGCUUUGCCAACAUAACCGGCUUUUCAGUGAUUAAAGGCAUGAGCAUGGGUAUGGAUCCCAUUUGUUGCCAAGCAUUUGGAGCUAAAAAACACUCUGUUAUUAGCCAAACAUUUCAAAGAACACUUUGUAUUCUCCUCUUUAUCGCGAUUCUCAUAUCGUUCCUUUGGCUUAACAUGGAGCCUAUCCUCUUGUUACUCGGCCAAGACAAAGAUAUAAUCGAUGUUGCUAAGCUUUACUUACGAUUCUCCAUACCCGAGCUUAUAGCUCAAGUUCACCUACAUCCUUUAAGAUCUUUCCUUAGAACACAAUGCAUCACUAAACCUUUAACCAUUGCUACAAUGUUAUGCUUAUUUAUACACCUUCCAAUCAACUAUUUAUUGGUGAUUUAUCUUAAACUAGGUGUAAAAGGUGUUGCAUUAGCAUCCGCGUGCAACACCAUAAACUUGGACCUUAGCAUUCUAAUCUACCUCCUCUGCUCCAACAUGAUGCAUAAGCCGUGGAGUGGUUUAACGAUUACCUCCCCGUUUCAAGGGUGGAAAACGGUCCUAAGCUUAGCAAUACCGAGUGUACUAUCUGUGUGUUUAGAAUGGUGGUGGUAUGAAAUCAUGCUAUUCCUUUGUGGGUUGUUUCAAAACCCAAAAGCUAGUGUAGCAGCAAUGGGGAUACUCAUACAAACAACAGGCCUAUUAUAUGUAUUCCCACAUGCUUUGAGUAUGGGCUUAUCAACGCGUAUAGGGCAUCAGCUAGGUGCAGGCCAGCCAGCUAAGGCACAAAGAAUGGCGGUCCUUGGGUUCGUGUUGGCCUUAACUAUGGGUGUAACAGCUUUUGGGUUUACCAUACUAGUGAGAUCAUAUUGGGGGAAGAUGUACACUUCAGAGCCAGAUAUCUUGUCAUUAAUUUCAGUGGCACUUCCUGUUUUAGGCAUUUGUGAGAUUGGAAAUUGUCCUCAAACAGCUGCUUGUGGAGUUCUAACAGGUUCAGCAAGGACUACAAUUGGAGCUAAGAUUAACUUUAUUGCCUUCUAUUUGGUUGGCUUACCAGUUGCUGUUGCCUUGGCCUUUUGGGUUAAGGUUGGGUUUAUUGGUUUGUGGUUUGGGCUCGCGGCAGCUCAAGCCGCGUGUAUGUGCAUGAUGAUAUACACAUUGAUUAGGACUGAUUGGAAGCACCAGGCUAAGAGGUCUGAAGAGUUAACACAAGAAGUUGAAGACACUCAAGAUUUGGAAACUUCCUUGUUAUCUUGAUGACUUAGUAUAUACUUCUUCAUAUCAAGAGAAAGUAGAUAGUUUUAUGAAUUAAUCUUUCCUUGGAAGGAAUUAAUUGUUUGGAUGAUCACUGAUCUCAGCCAAGGAAAGUGAAGAGGACAAAUAAUAACAAUGGCUUUCAUAGAGCUGAUUAUACUACAAGUUUUACUUACUAACAUUUUGUACAGGCAAACACAGCCUUCUUCAGAGUAAGGGUCCUAAGGCAGGAGUACACCAUCUGUUGAAUUUAUUUUUGAGUAUAGAAUUUCACUUGCAAGAGAUUUUGUAAGUUUAUGUACCAAUUGGCUAUUUUUCAAUAUAUGAAUGUAAAAAAAAAGGAUGCAAGUUUAUACAUGUAAACAAUAGGACAAAACCAAGAGUAUAGUCGUACAUUAGCGUAUCUGUGAUCGUAUGAAAAUGUGUUUUUUAGUAAACUUAACACGCUUAUAUUAACUUUGAA